CCUCCCUCCUCCUCCUCCUCCUCCUCCUCCUCCUCCUCUUCCUCCCCAUCCUGUGCCUCCGUAGAGCAGCACAGUCCACUCCAAAACAGGCCUUUAGCAUCCUCGUACACUAUCAGCAGCCCGUGUCCUGCUAACAAGACAGGGCACAAGGGACACACGAAUGUCCCCUCUGUUGACUCGAUUCAGUCCCCCAUUGCCACGGCGACGGCGUUAACCAGUCACAACGUAGGGACAGCUACUGCACCUGAGCCCAUCGUCAUGGAGACCGAGGAGGAGGAGGAGGAAGAAGAGGAGGAGAAGCGAGGAGGACCAAAGUGCACCACAGCCCCUUCUGCUUCUGCCAAGGGGUCCCCAACUCUUUCCUCUCCACCUCCACUCCUCCCAGCGCCAGCCAAGACCUCCAUGUCCACUUUACCACCACCAACCUCCACCAGAUCCUUCCCUUUGUCUUUAUCAUCCUCUCCUCUUCCUCCACACAUUCCAGUCAUCAGCCUCGGUCACAGCAAACCCCCUCUCCCGCUCCCUAAUACCCCUUUGACUGCCCUCCACCCAAUUCCCAGUCUCCUACAUGGGCCCCAUGGGGACCUUCGCCGCAGUCAGCUGGCCUGUUUGCCUGUGGCCAGCCCUGGAGCUUCUGGGGGCCAUUCAGCUCCCUCCCCAGGACCCCUGUUGCCUCAGCAGUACCUGUCUGCACACCCCUUCUUCACCAGUUCUUACCUGGGUCCUUCAGGAGGAAACUAUGGUGUCAUCAACAGCAGCCGGAUCAAGAGAAGACCCUCAUCGCACUUUGAGAUGGAGAUCAAUGAUUGCCCUGCACACUCAGACAGUGAUUAUGUGUGUCUAACAGGCCCUCCUCAGAAACUCGCUCGCCGUGUCUUCACCAACAGCCGCGAGCGCUGGCGACAGCAGAACGUAAACGGGGCUUUCUCUGAGCUGAGAAAACUCAUUCCCACACACCCACCAGACAAGAAGCUCAGCAAGAAUGAAAUCCUCCGUCUGGCUGUAAAGUACAUCAACUUCUUGGUCACUCUGCUCAAUGACCAGGCACAGGACAAGAACAAGGACUCAGCUGAGGACGAGCGCAGCACCACUGGGUUGGACAGUAAUAAACAGAACCGUAUUUUUCAGUGCAACACUCCUUCUCCGUCCCACGCCACCCCGCCAUCCUCAGCACGUCCCACCACAGUCCACAGAAACUCAACUGACUCAGUCAUUGCUCUGGCUGACUCCCCAGCAACAUCCAGUUGCUAUGGUGACACAGACAGUGAGGAAAGCUUUGGGGCUAAGACCUCUUUGGUGACACAGGGCAUUCUGGGGAAGGUCAAAGGUCAGAUACGGAUGGUGGCAGCCACAAAUGAUGAGCGGUGACACCAAAAGAUGACAAACAAAGAGGUGUAAAUGUCACACUGACAAGACAGGACACAAUCACUGCCAGAUUCCAAAAAGGGUUUGUGGAGCCAGUAUGAUUCUCAUUUCAACUCCCAAGUAGUGAAAUGGAAUUUUGGAGAAUUUUUGUAGUUUUAACUAUCUCUGUCUUUUGCAGUGAUGUG
Molecule: messenger RNA, 1550 nt
Organism: Perca fluviatilis (European perch)
Lineage: Eukaryota; Metazoa; Chordata; Actinopteri; Perciformes; Percidae
Gene: lyl1
Product: LYL1 basic helix-loop-helix family member
Exons: 3
Coding region: 259-1368 (369 amino acids)
Biological process (GO): regulation of transcription by RNA polymerase II
Molecular function (GO): DNA-binding transcription factor activity, RNA polymerase II-specific; RNA polymerase II cis-regulatory region sequence-specific DNA binding; protein dimerization activity
Source: RefSeq, a predicted model, not a curated record